CACUCGUCGCCCGUGAUAUAGUAACUCCCUAAAUAAUUCCGCGUACCUGCUAUUCCGCUUAACAAUAUGGAACGUAGCGUCUUCUUCCUGCUACUGACGUUCCCCCGAAGCGACUUCGAAUUAAGUUCUCUUGUAAGAGGGGCAGUCGUUUACCCUUCGUUACAAUGGAAUUCCAAAAAUCCUCAAUUUCAAGAGGGAAAGUUGCAUUUUAGUGUCCUGCCAGGUUCAAAACUGAACCUGAUCUGCCCUCAUGUAGCAGUAUCCUUUGUAGAGAUGGAUGACACAGAUAGCAUGCUCUAUUAUGAAAACGUUUGGAGAGUUGACAACACAAGCUACCAGACUUGUGAGGUUAAUACUACCGUAGCAGAGAACAAGAUGGUACUAAAGUGUGCUGAUCCUCGAAAGAUUCAAUUUACCACAGUAGUCUUUCAGCGUUUCAGUGCUGUUAAUUCCCUGGUAUUUGAGCCAGGAAGCACCUAUUAUUUUAUUUCUACUUCUAAUGGGUCCCUCAGUUCUCUGACAAAUAACAGAAAUGGACACUGUCACACAGCAAACAUGAAACUGGAAAUAUAUGUCUGUAAAGGAACUGAGGAUCCAGAGUGUAAAGAAGCAUCCAAUGAUACUACUACAGUAUCUACUGAGGUUACCACUUCUGUGAGUACACCCAUGCCUGGUGCUGUAGGAACACAAGUACCUAGGGCAUCACCUUUUUGGGGUUCUUGGAAUCUAAGAGCUGCUGUCAUCCUUGGGGUUUGUUUUUUUGUUUCUCUGGUGGUAAACUGCUUGUGUCUGCAUGCGAUUUGUCGUCGAAAAGAGAGGAGACGAUCAUUAGAUGAAGAGAAGAAGUUUUAUAAAGCGGUGGACGAAAAUUGUCCGAACAAACAUCAAAUGAAUGAUGAGAAACUCCUUUAAGGGUGAUGGACAAAGCACUGAUCGUGGACUGUACCCAAAUGGACUACCCUGAAAUGGAAUUUUAUGGCAAGUCAUAGCUGUAAUUAAUUUGGUGGAAAGAUCCUGUCUUCACAUAUUUUCAAUAGUUUUAGGGCAGCCUUGUUUUUAAUCAUGUUAAGACUGUAAAUUGUAAAUAAUCUAAUUUAAGCGACUUAUAGGACAUUUAUUGCAGGUUCACACCAGCCCUUGGGUUGCCACAAACAGACCUGCCUUGCC
Messenger RNA from Pocillopora verrucosa, 1167 nucleotides. Its product is annotated as ephrin-B2-like. Gene Ontology annotation, biological process: ephrin receptor signaling pathway; axon guidance. NCBI's taxonomy places the organism in Eukaryota, Metazoa, Cnidaria, Anthozoa, Scleractinia, Pocilloporidae. The record is from RefSeq and is a predicted model, not a curated record. Gene Ontology annotation, molecular function: ephrin receptor binding. Gene Ontology annotation, cellular component: plasma membrane.